Cylicocyclus nassatus is the source of this 222-nucleotide messenger RNA. The record is from the annotation of a GenBank genome assembly. NCBI's taxonomy places the organism in Eukaryota, Metazoa, Nematoda, Chromadorea, Rhabditida, Strongylidae.
AUGUCCAAGACGCAGAGCAAUCGCAACACUCUAGCAGUCAUGAUUUGUUGGAGAGCUAUACUCACGGUAUCGCUUAUUGCUUUGGUGCAAGCUUACCAGAAACCUCCUCCAAUCCAAAUACCUCCAUCUGGACCUUAUCCAUCUCCUCCUCACAGCCCACAAGGUCCAAAUUUUCCGUCUGAUCCGCCUAAACCUUGGGGCAAAUGGAACAUGCGUUGGUAG